Messenger RNA from Solanum pennellii, 1424 nucleotides. Its product is annotated as peroxisomal (S)-2-hydroxy-acid oxidase GLO4-like. The record is from RefSeq and is a predicted model, not a curated record. Lineage: Eukaryota; Viridiplantae; Streptophyta; Magnoliopsida; Solanales; Solanaceae. Bases 187 to 1287 code for a protein of 366 amino acids. The transcript is spliced from 12 exons. Gene Ontology annotation, molecular function: oxidoreductase activity; FMN binding.
ACUUUAUUACUUACCACUUUCUCCCUAGAUUAGAUAUUCCUCCUACUAUCAAGAUUAUUGUAAUCUUGAAUUAUGCUAAUCAUUUACAGUGAACUAUAAUUCUCUAGUUCAAUCAACUACAACUAUUAGCUAAUUAAUUGAGCACUGAACUUCAACUCUUCUCUGUUUUCUAUACAACAGGCUAAAAUGGCGAGUGAACCAGUUAAUGUGAAUGAAUUUCAAGAGCUUGCUAGGAAAGUUCUUCCCAAAAUGUACUAUGACUUCUUUGCCGGAGGAGCUGAGGAUGAGUACACACUCAAAGAAAAUGUCGAAGCAUUUCAUAGAAUCACUAUUCAGCCAAGAAUACUAGUUGAUGUGAGCAGAAUAGACAUGUCAACUGUCAUACUUGGUCACAAGACAUCAGCUCCAAUUAUACUUGCCCCUUCUUCUGCGCAUCAAUUGGCACAUCCUGAAGGAGAAGUUGCAACAGCUAGAGGUGCUGCAGCAUGUAAUGUUAUCAUGGGACUGUCAUUUAUGUCUACCUGCACAGUGGAGGAGGUUGCUUCAAGCUGCAAUGCUGUUCGCUUCUUUCAAAUAUAUGUUUUCAAAAAGAGAGAUGUAACAGAAUUUAUGGUACGUCGAGCUGAGAAGAAUGGGUUCAGGGCUAUAAUUCUCACUGCUGAUACUCCAAGGCUUGGCAGAAGGGAGGCUGAUAUAAAGAAUAAGAUGAUAUCAUUUCGGCUGAGGAAUUUUGAAGGUUUUAUAUCAACUGAUGUUGUUUCUGACAAAGGCUCAAAUCUUGCAGCAUAUGCUGAAGAAACUCUUGAUCCGUCGCUUUGCUGGAAGGAUAUAGCGUGGCUAAAAUCAAUUACUAAGUUGCCAAUUUUGAUUAAGGGUGUUCUCAAUGGUGAAGAUGGUACUACAAUGAAAGCAAUUGAAGCAGGAGUUGUAGGAAUUAUCGUCUCUAAUCAUGGAGCUCGACAACUAGAUUACUCUCCAGCUACUAUUUCUGUUCUUGAAGAGGUGGUCCAAGCUGUUCAAGGUAAAGUUCCAGUUCUUCUCGAUGGAGGAAUUAGGCGAGGAACAGAUAUAUUCAAGGCGUUAGCACUAGGGGCAAAAGCUGUUAUGAUUGGUCGACCAGUUAUCUAUGGCCUGGCUGCUAAGGGAGAAUCUGGGGUAAAGCAAGUUAUUGAAAUGCUAAAGAAUGAACUUGAGCUGACCAUGGCUCUUGCUGGCUGCUGCACUGUGGAUGAUAUUACGAGAAGCCAUGUUAAGACAGAAAAAGAGAGGUUCCUCUGUAAGAUGUAAUUCUGUUUCUUAAACGAAUGGCCUAGCCCCAACAAUUCUACAAUCAUGUGACAUCUUGCUUGUAAUGUUGUUCAAUUGCGAUAUUGCUAUUUAAAGCAUCGAUUUCAGAUGUUAAGAUAUUCAAAUGGAUUACAAUA